This is a messenger RNA of Oryzias latipes (Japanese medaka), 1590 nucleotides long. RefSeq names its product crystallin, mu (gene crym). Gene Ontology annotation, cellular component: cytoplasm. NCBI's taxonomy places the organism in Eukaryota, Metazoa, Chordata, Actinopteri, Beloniformes, Adrianichthyidae. Gene Ontology annotation, biological process: thyroid hormone metabolic process. Gene Ontology annotation, molecular function: thyroid hormone binding. The record is from RefSeq and is a predicted model, not a curated record.
AUCCUGCUUGAGAAAAAACAUUUUUGCUAUAAAUGUAGGAUUGACUAAAAUUUUCAAUAUGUUAGCUUUUCAAAAACUUGCAAAUAAAGUUUUUUGAAGGGAAAAAAAGUUUGCACGCGCCUCCGUGCUUCAUCAGAAACCGUCUGAACUUUGUGCUGGAACGCGUCGGUGAUCUCCAGUCCGCCAGCAGCCGCCAUGGCGGCGCCUCCUGUCGUCAUCUGGGAGCGUGAAGUCCAGCAGCUGCUGAGCCCCGCAGACCUGAUCCCGCGUCUGGAGGACGCUCUGGGGAAGUUCUCGCGGCGGGACGCCGCGGAGGUGCUGCAGCCGGUGCGCACCGCGGUGCCGCUGCAGAAGCACGGCGGGUUUAUGGGGCUCAUGCCAACGUACAUGGAGAAGGACGGGGUGCUGUCCACCAAGUUUGUGUGUUUUUACAAGAGGGAGGAGGGCUCCACCCUACCGGCCGUUCAGGCCACGGUGGUGCUGCUGGAUCCAGAGUAUGGAAACGUCAAAGCUGUGAGUUCCACAGAACCGGUACUGCCACACCUCUGUGUCAUGGACGGCGAGGUCAUCACAGCCAUGAGGACAGCGGCGGUCUCUGCCAUCUCCGCCAAGCUGCUGAUGCCUCCCCAAGCAGAGGUUCUGGCCAUCCUGGGAACCGGAAAGCAGGCACUAAGUCAUUAUCGGGUCUUCACCGAGAUGUUUUUAUUUAAAGAGGUGAGGGUGUGGAGCCGCACCAAACAGGGAGCGGCGAGGUUUAUCCGCUCCAUCGACGGCCCCGUGCAGGGAUGCAGCUCAGCCGAGGAGGCGGUGAGGGGGGCGGACGUCAUCGUGACGGUGACGGGAUCCACCCAGCCGGUGCUCUUCGGUCAGUGGGUCAAAGCGGGCGCUCACGUGGCGGCGGUGGGAGCUUGCAGGCCAGACUGGCGGGAGCUGGAUGAUGUGCUGAUGAAGGAGGCUGUGGUGUAUGCGGACAGCAGGGAGGGAGCGAUGCUGGAAUCCGGGGACGUCAUCCUCUCUGGGGCUGAGGUGUUUGCAGAGCUCGGGGAUGUCAUCAACGGGACGAAAGCGGCUCACAGGGAGAAGACAACCGUGUUCAAAUCCCUCGGGAUGGGGGUCGAGGAUGCCGUGUCUGCUCAGCUGGUGUUUGAUCGAUGGAAAGCCAAAGCUGGAAAAUUCUGAGGCAAAUUCAUUCCAAUUCAAUUCAAUGUGAAGAUUUCUUUUCCACACGGAAUGAUGGUUCUGGAAUAUUUCAAUGGAAAAUUGCAGAAACAGAUGCAUAAAACUGUGACUUUAUGAAGCUACUCUGAUUUAAGAUGAAACUUUUUCUAAAGAAUCCUAAAUAUUUGAGUGCUUUUUUUCUUUAAUACUUCCUUUUAACCUGAAAGAGGAAUAUUUUUUGUAACAGAACUCAACAUUUUUCAGUUGUUUGAAUUAAUCAAGUUAAUCUCCUUUUCACAAUAAAGUGGAUUCAUCUAGGCCUCAUGUGGGGAAUCUUUCACUUCUAUACAUUUACUCCUGCGCAGUUUCUUCCUCUGGAUGAGUCUAAACGUUCAUUCAUUCAUGGUGCUAAUAGUUCGAUGUAUUUAAAGA